GUGCCAUCAGUCACUUCUUUGAAUUCGUGAAUUUCGGGACCCUUUGGAACAUUUGAAGAUCCAGAUCAAACCAUGGCUGAUAAGAAAAAUCUUUUGUUGCUUUUCGAUCGCCCCCAGGAGCCGAUUUUUAUGCAAAAGGAAGGGAAGGUUGUCUUCGAUGUUCCAGAUAAUUUCCUUACCGAUCGUUACAAGCCAAUCGGUAAUGACGUCCAGAAUCGUUUUGGGGACAAGGCUGAAAAGAGGAUUCCAGUGAAGAAUAUUUCAAUUCCUGAUCUGAGGAUUCCCAUGUCGUUGGGGAGGAAUGAGCAGUUUUCGCUGUUUGUCCCACGUCACAGAAGAAUUGCAGGAAGGUUGAUCGAUAUUUUCAUGGGUGUUCGCUCCAUUGAUGAUCUCCAAAGCGUUGCGCUCUAUGCUCGUGAUCGUGUCAAUGCGUAUCUCUUCAACUAUGCACUCUCUGUUGCACUGUUGCAUCGUCCAGACACCAAGGGAUUGUCUCUUCCGUCAUUUGUUGAGACCUUCCCUGACAAAUAUGUGGAUUCAAAGGUUUUCUCUCAGAUUCGAGAGGAAGCUUCUAUUGUACAAGAACAAUCCCGUAUGCCAAUUGUGAUUCCAAGGGAUUAUACUGCCUCUGAUUUGGACGAAGAACAUAGAUUAUGGUACUUCCGCGAAGAUAUGGGAAUCAAUCUUCAUCACUGGCAUUGGCAUUUAGUCUAUCCAUUCGAAGCUGCCAGUCGCGAAAUUGUCAAUAAGGACAGACGUGGCGAACUUUUCUAUUACAUGCAUCAACAGGUCAUCGCUCGGUAUAACCUCGAACGAUUCAGCAAUAAUCUGGCACGUGUCAAACGUUUCAAUAAUCUACGUGAACCCAUCCCGGAAGGAUAUUUCCCGAAAAUGGAUUCGUUGGUGGCAAGCCGUGCUUGGCCGCCGCGUUUCGCGAAUACUGCCAUUAAGGAUCUUGAUCGAGAGCUGGAUCAAAUCAAACUUGAUGUUGCUGAUUUGGAAAGGUGGCGUGAUCGUUUUUAUGAGGCUGUGCAGCAAGGAUUUGUUGUAGAUGAGAGUGGAAAUCGAAUUGCCCUCGACGAGACUAGAGGCAUUGAUAUCCUUGGAAAUAUGAUGGAAUCUUCAAUCAUUAGUCCGAAUCGUCAGCUUUAUGGAGAUCUCCAUAACAUGGGACAUGUGUUCAUCUCUUAUGCACACGAUCCUGAUCAUCGUCAUUUGGAAUCAUUCGGUGUCAUGGGUGAUUCCGCAACAGCCAUGAGGGAUCCAGUCUUCUACAAGUGGCAUGCAUAUAUCGAUGAUAUAUUCCAGGAACAUAAGGAAAGCUUGACUCCAUAUACGCUUCCUCAAUUAAACUACCGUGGCGUUACUGUAUCCGGAAUAACCGUCACUCCUGAAACUGGUCGUGCUGAUACCUUCCAAACAUUCUGGCAACAGUCUGACAUCGAUUUGUCUCGUGGAAUGGACUUCGUUCCACGUGGAAACGUCUUCGCUAGAUUCACCCACCUCCAACACAGCCCGUUCACUUACACCAUUAACAUCAAUAACGAAGGAGGAGCGGCACGUUUCGGUACCGUACGUAUUUUCCUGGGACCGAAGUUCGAUGAACGUGGCACGGAAAUGUUGUUCCGUGAUCAACGCCUACUCAUGAUUGAACUGGAUAAGUUCGUUGUGUCCUUGCGUCCAGGACAAAAUACUGUUCGCCGUCGUUCAACAGAGUCAACAGUAACAAUCCCAUUCGAACGAACCUUCCGUAACUUGGAUCAGAAUCGCCCAGCUGCGGGUACUGCUGAAGAAGCACAAUUUAACUUCUGCGGUUGUGGCUGGCCGAAUCAUAUGCUUAUUCCAAAGGGACGACCCGAAGGACUACGUUGUCAACUGUUUGUUAUGGUUUCCAACUACGAAGAUGAUAGGGUUGACCAAGACUUGACUGGAACCUGUAACGAUGCCGCGUCCUACUGCGGUGUUAAGGACCGCCGGUAUCCCGAUCGUCGUGCUAUGGGAUAUCCAUUUGAUCGUUUGCCACGUCAAGGAAGCGAUCGAUUGAGCAAUUUCUUGACACCUAAUAUGCUUGUCAAGGAUGUAUCUAUUGUGUUCAGCGACAGGACUACAAUUCGAGGACAAAAAAUUCAUCCAAGAAGUUGUUCUACACCAAAUCUAGAUACAAUGGCCGACAAGAAGAAUCUCCUUUUGCUUUUUGAUCGUCCCCAGGAGCCGGUUUUCAUGCAAAAGGGUGACAAAGUUGUGUUCGAUAUUCCUGAUAACUUCCUCACGGAUCGCUAUAAGCCUAUUGGAAGCGAGGUUCAAAGUCGUCACAGCGACAAAGCCAAUCAACGAAUUCCGGUUAAAAGCAUCUCAAUCCCGGAUUUAAGGAUCCCCAUGUCCUUGGGCAGAAAUGAGCAAUUUUCAUUGUUGAUUCCUCGUCACAGGCGCAUUGCAGGACGUCUUAUUGAUAUCUUCAUGGGUAUGCGCUCGAUUGAUGAUCUGCAAAGUGUUGCUGUUUAUGCUAGGGAUCGAGUGAAUCCCUACCUUUUUAACUACGCCCUCUCAGUUGCCUUACUUCAUCGCCCGGAUACUAAAGGACUGAAUCUCCCGUCAUUUCUUGAAACUUUCCCGGAUAAAUAUGUAGACUCGAAAGUUUUCGCUCAAAUUCGUGAGGAAGCGAGUGUCGUUGAGGAGGGUUCUCGGAUGCCAAUAAUCAUUCCGAGAGACUACACUGCUUCGGACUUAGACCCAGAGCAUAGACUGUGGUACUUCCGAGAGGACAUGGGCAUCAACAUCCAUCACUGGCAUUGGCACUUGGUAUACCCAUUCGAGGCAGCCAAUCGUGAAAUUGUAGCAAAGGAUAGACGUGGAGAACUCUUCUAUUACAUGCAUCAACAAAUCAUUGCCCGGUACAAUGUCGAACGAUUCUGCAACCAGCUACCACGCGUCAAACGAUUCAAUAAUUUCCGUGAGCCUAUUCCUGGUGGGUAUUUUCCUAAGAUGGAUUCAUUGAUUGCCAGCCGAGCGUAUCCUCCGCGCGUUGAGAACAGUGUCUUGAAGGAUCUUGAUCGAGAGCUGGAUCAAAUCAAAAAUGAUAUCUCUGAUCUUGAAAGAUGGAGGGACAGGAUUUAUGAAGCUAUCCAUCAAGGAUUCGUAGUCGAUGAAAGCGGAAACCGAAUUCAACUUAAUGAUGCUAAGGGAAUUGAUACUCUUGGAAAUGUUGUGGAGUCCUCAAUUCUGUCACCAAAUAGACAGCUUUAUGGUGACUUCCAUAAUAUGGGCCAUGUUUUCAUCUCAUUCGUUCAUGAUCCUGACCACCGUCACUUGGAAUCGUUUGCAAUUAUGGGUGAUACCGCCAUCAACAUGCGAGAGCCGGUCUUCUAUCUUUGGCAUGCAUACAUCGAUGACAUAUUCCAGGAGCACAAAGAAAGUUUGACACCCUACACCCUUCCUGAGCUGAAUUACCGAGGAGUCACUGUAUCUGGUGUGACUGUUAAUUCCGAAAGUGGACCUGCUGAUACUUUCCAAACAUUCUGGCAACAAUCUGAUGUUAACUUGUCCCGUGGUAUGGACUUCGUACCACGCGGCAACGUCUUCGCAAGAUUUACCCAUCUCCAACACAGUCCUUUCACUUACACCAUUAAUAUCAAUAAUGAUGGAGGAGCGGCGCGUUUUGGAACAGUGCGUAUUUUCCUUGGACCGAAAUUCGAUGAACGUGGAACUGAGAUGUUGUUCAGGGAUCAACGCAUUCUUAUGCUUGAAUUGGAUAAGUUUGUGGUAUCUUUGCGACCUGGACAAAAUACAAUUCGUCGCCGAUCCAGUGAAUCAACAGUAAUCAUUCCAUUUGAAAGGACCUUCCGAAACUUGGAUGAAAAUCGUCCCGCUGCAGGUACCCCGGAAGAGGAACAAUUCAACUUCUGUGGAUGUGGAUGGCCUGAGCACAUGCUCCUUCCAAGAGGUGUCCCAGAAGGUUUCCGUUGCCAACUUUUCGUCAUGGUCUCGAAUUAUGACGAUGACAGGGUUGACCAAGAUCUGGUGGGAACUUGUAAUGAUGCUGCGGCUUAUUGUGGAGUCCGUGAUCGCCUCUAUCCUGAUCGUCGUCCUAUGGGCUACCCAUUCGAUCGAUUGCCACGUCAAGGAUCCGACCGGUUGGCUAAUUUCUUGACGCCUAAUAUGUUUGUAAAGGAUGUUUCCAUUGUUUACACUGAUCGUACCACAGUUCGCGGGCAGUAA
Messenger RNA from Hermetia illucens (black soldier fly), 4215 nucleotides. RefSeq lists its product as uncharacterized. Bases 73 to 4215 code for a protein of 1380 amino acids. The transcript is spliced from 14 exons. Gene Ontology annotation, molecular function: oxidoreductase activity. Lineage: Eukaryota; Metazoa; Arthropoda; Insecta; Diptera; Stratiomyidae. The record is from RefSeq and is a predicted model, not a curated record.